This is a messenger RNA of Sphaerodactylus townsendi, 2165 nucleotides long. It is a transcript of the gene CIAPIN1, whose product is annotated as cytokine induced apoptosis inhibitor 1. NCBI's taxonomy places the organism in Eukaryota, Metazoa, Chordata, Lepidosauria, Squamata, Sphaerodactylidae. Gene Ontology annotation, cellular component: cytoplasm. Gene Ontology annotation, molecular function: iron-sulfur cluster binding. Gene Ontology annotation, biological process: iron-sulfur cluster assembly. The record is from RefSeq and is a predicted model, not a curated record. Bases 172 to 1101 code for a protein of 309 amino acids. The transcript has 9 exons.
UUGCCUCCAUUUUGACAUAGGGCAAAGUGAGGCGGAAGAGGUCGAGCCUCGACCACUUGACGGGAACCAGGAGACGGAAAAGACCUAAAGGAAGCGUGAAGGAAGCCGGCGGAGUUGCGCGGUGAAGCUGAAAGACAGAAGGGUGAGCAGGUUCAGUAAUACAUCUUGGGGAUGGCAGAGCACAAGAUCUCUCCUGGCCAGCAAGUGGCUGUGGUUUGGGAUAGCCACUCCUCCCCUGAGGCCCUCCAGAAUUUCGUGCAGAACAUUAAGGCUGCUGUCGGAGCCGAGGGCCGUGUAUCGGUAGAAAAUCUCAACCAGCUACUCCAGUCAUCCCACAGAGAGUCGAGUUUUGAUACGGUCCUGUCAGGUCUGGUACCCGGCAGCCUGACGGUGCAUAGUGCAGAAGUGUUGGCUGAAAUAGCUCGGAUUGCCAAGCCUGGCGGUCAUGUGGUUUUGAAGGAAGUGGUGACAGCAGAAACAGGCAACAACAGCCAGCUCAAGGCCAUAACCAAGCUCCACACAGCUCUGACAUUCUCUGGACUGGUAGAAGUGAAGGAGUUGCAGAAAGAGCCUUUAACGUCUGAACAAACAAAGGCUAUCCAGGAGAGGCUAGGAUCACAGAGCAACGAACUCUUCUCGGUUGAAAUAGAAGGCAAGAAGCCCAACUUUGAAGUGGGUUCUUCGAGUCAACUCAAACUUUCGUUUGUCAAGAAACCCGUUUUGCCUGAAAAACCAGCUGUGGAUCCCACCGCUGCAAAGCUCUGGACUCUUUCUGCCAACGAUAUGAAUGAUGAGGAUUCAGAUCUACUAGAUUCAGAUGAGCUGCUGGAUUCUGAGGAUUUGAAGAAGCCAGAUCCUGCUUCCCUGAAAGCCCCUUCCUGCAAGGAAUCCGGAAAGAGGAAAGCCUGCAAGAACUGUACGUGUGGCCUUGCUGAAGAGCUAGAGAAGGAGGAGAAGAAGAACUUGAAGCCAAAAUCUGCCUGUGGAAGCUGUUACCUGGGGGAUGCAUUCCGCUGCGCCAGCUGCCCUUACCUGGGCAUGCCAGCCUUUAAACCCGGGGAGCAGAUCCUCCUGAAUGAGAACAAUCUACACGAUGCCUGAAAAGGGGACAAUACCAGAGCCUCCUUUGAGCGCACAGGUGGCAGGCGCCUUUCAGGCUCCUUGUUCUGCUGGCAAAGCUCAAACAUAAAGGGACUUCACAGGGCAUUCGGAAGGCUGUCCGACCAUUGUGUGCUAAAAAAAGGGGCAAUUUGAAUUCCAGAUUGGCUUCCAUGUAGCAGAUGCGUCCUCAACGUAUAGUUGUGAGCAUUAGUGGUUCUUAACACCAAGGCACUGGCCAUCAUGAUGUGCCCACUAGGUAGCAGGGCUGUCUGUCUGUAGUGAUAGUUGUCCCCGUAUUUACCCGAAACCUCUAUGGCAGCACCAGCUUUUGCCCCAUCUUGCUGAGCCACCAUCCCAUUUUUUGUGUAUGUCCCAAACCUAGAACUGCAAAGCAUAAUUAGAAGAAGGGUAGGGAACAGUUGUGCAUAUAAGACCUCACAACGAGUGAGCAUAUUUUCACUCCGUAUUCCCUCCUGACGCAAUAGGGGGAUCCGGAAUUAAAGUUGUGAACAGAGCUCUCUGACUCCCGUCUGUCUCUUCUGGAAUAUUCCAUCCCCCUUCAGUCGAUGUUGCGAUUUAACUUGUGAAACAACUACUGCAAAAGGUGGUCCAAAGGGGAAAAAAAAGUAUUUCACCAUUCAAGUAUUGCUCUUUCUUUGCAUAAUUGGCUCUUUUGCCAGUUUUUCUCUCUGUUAUUGGUGCAGCCUUUCUGUUUUCUCCAAAUUUAUUCUGAACCAGGUGCGUUGAAAUCGACCGGCUUAGGUGAGAAUAAUUCUUCAUAGGAUUUAUGCUGUAAAAACCAUUACCCCAGUUAUCUUAACCAGGGUAGUUAACCAAGAUGGUUGUUUGACAUUGGUUGUGGUAUAGCCAAUAGCUGCUGCUGCUGCUGGGGAUUUCCUGCUGGUGGUGUGGGGGUGUGUGUGUGUGUGUUCAGUGGUGGGAGCCGAUUCCUUGGAGCGGGUGGGGUUAAGUUGUCCUGUUUUGUUGCAAAAAAGCAAUUGUUUUGAAUCUUUGCUUAGUGUGACUCAGUUGCAAUGAAUAAAAUAUACAACUGUUGCUGCCAA